ACCCAACCCACUAAUUUAUCGAACAGACAACAUAGAAAGGAAAAGGGAGAGCAGUGAGAUCGAUCAAAUGCGAACGUCGAAACGCUGAAAAUCUGACAAGAGAGAAACAGUGAACCACGGAAUUGUUACCCAGGGUGAAUUGUUUUAUUGGAUUAGGCGAACCCGAUGGGUGUUAAACGCGAUUGAUUUUCCAUUCUGAGAGACUGUAUAGGAAUCAGUUGAGAAUGAGUUUACUUUCAAGAAUAAGGCAUCAUUUACCCCAUGGUUUGUGUAGGCGAACUUUUCAGCCAACAGUAGUGCGGCUUAACUUUAGUAAGAUAAGUGCUUUUUCAAGAAAUUUUGGUCAGCCUGCAAGGAAAGAGGAGGAGGAUGUAGACGAAGUGGAAAUUGACCAAAGAAGUCUUCCAGCUGAUUUUGAUCCUUCUACAUUUGAUCCCGAUGAUCAUCGAGGUCCUCCAUCAGAAAGAGUUUUCAGGCUUGUUGAUGAAAUUGCAUCUCUUACGGUAGCUGAAGCUGCAGAAUUGGGUCUUGUUCUGAUGAAGAAAAUGGGAGUGAAGGAGAUGCCUAAUGUGGGAUUUAUGAAAGCAGGAGCGGGGAAUUUGGCUGGAAUGGCAGCGAAAGCCCCAGCUGAGGCCAAGGAGGAGCAAAAGCCGGAAAAAACUGUGUUUGAAUUGAAAUUGGAGUCCUACGAAGCGGCUUCCAAAAUCAAAAUCAUCAAGGAGGUCCGGGGCUUUACUGAUUUAGGUUUGAAGGAAGCUAAGGAUUUGGUGGAGAAAACACCUUCUGUUUUAAAGAAAGGUGUUUCAAAAGAAGAAGGGGAGAAGAUAAUGGAGAAACUGAAAGCUCUUGGUGCAAAAGUUGUUAUGGAAUGAUGUAUGUUGUUUCAUUUUAGCUGUCUGAAAUUUAGAAAAUUUCAUAAUGAUGGCCGAGGACACUGCAAAAUUUUGCUGGUGCUGUGUUAAUUUUUAGCAUGAACUGGAAUUUGAUUUUAUGCAGCUUUGCAACAUUAUUGUUCUGUUCCCUCUUAAAGGAAUAAUUGUUGUAUUCCUACGUACGAUACUCAUUAACAUUACUUUUUAUAAAUAAAUUAGUGUUCUCUAGA
Vigna umbellata (rice bean) is the source of this 1102-nucleotide messenger RNA. RefSeq lists its product as uncharacterized. Gene Ontology annotation, biological process: translation. Gene Ontology annotation, cellular component: ribosome; mitochondrion. NCBI's taxonomy places the organism in Eukaryota, Viridiplantae, Streptophyta, Magnoliopsida, Fabales, Fabaceae. Gene Ontology annotation, molecular function: structural constituent of ribosome; mRNA binding. The record is from RefSeq and is a predicted model, not a curated record.